Molecule: messenger RNA, 1098 nt
Organism: Leptopilina heterotoma
Lineage: Eukaryota; Metazoa; Arthropoda; Insecta; Hymenoptera; Figitidae
Product: inositol-phosphate phosphatase-like
Exons: 6
Coding region: 126-977 (283 amino acids)
Biological process (GO): signal transduction; phosphatidylinositol phosphate biosynthetic process; inositol metabolic process
Molecular function (GO): inositol monophosphate 1-phosphatase activity
Source: RefSeq, a predicted model, not a curated record
GAAAACUCAUUUGCGCAACAUUUGUUAUCUUUUAUAUCAGUGAUAAGCGAGAGCAUAAGGACAGAGAUAUUCUUUCAGAUUCAUUUUUAGUGCCUUUACAUUAAAAUAGUUUAAAUUCGAACACGAUGUCGGAAGCAAAAGAUAUUGAGGAAUAUUUUGAAAUCGCUAAGGAAUUAACUCUAAAAGCUGGCGAGGUCAUAAAAACUGCCUUCAACACGGAAAAAUCGUUUCAAUUAAAAACAAGGAUCAACGACUUAAUUACCGAAUAUGAUAAGAGAGUCGAGGACAUACUCAUUGGCGAAUUGUCGAAAAAAUUUCCAAAUCACAAAUUUAUUGGAGAAGAAUCUGUGGACGAAAUUCCGGAACUAACGAACGAUCCAACAUGGAUAAUUGAUCCAAUUGAUGGUACAACUAAUUUUGUUCACUCCUAUCCUGAAUCCUGUAUUUCCCUGGCGUUGACAAUUUCUAAAGAAUUGGUCAUUGGAAUAAUCUACAAUCCAGUUAAUGGCGAUCUCUACACUGCACAAAAAAAUAAAGGUUCAUUUUUAAAUGGAAACAAAAUAAAAACCUCAUCUACAACUGAAUUAACCACGUCCCUAGUGUCAACGGAUCCUGGUUUAUUUCACGAAGGAUUGAAAAAUAGAGAUUUAUACGUCGAGAGAUUGAAAGCAUUUGCGACAUCAACUCAUGGAAUAAGAUCCAAUGGAUCUGCAGCAUUAACAUUAGCUUACGUUGCCAGAGGGAUUGUCGAUAUUUAUCAAAUGCAAUUAUUAAAACCUUGGGACGUCGCGGCAGGCACAUUAAUCCUACAAGAAGCCGGAGGUGUGAUAACUGAUCAAAAAGGUCAACCUUUCAAUAUAAUGCAGUCACAAUUAGGAUUACUUGCUACAUCGAAUCAUCAACUUCACGAGAAAACGAUAAAACUCAUAAUCGACACUGAUCUCAAGACACAACGACAAAGACUCAAAAGAACAUAAAAAUUUAAAUUCCCCCAAAAAGACAGUCACUGAAAAUUGUAACAAAAUUUUAAUCAAUUUCUUGUCAAUACCAGAAACACUCAAAAAUAUCCAAUUAACAAAAAAUUAACCUUUUGCAAAA